Acanthoscelides obtectus is the source of this 369-nucleotide messenger RNA. The record is from the annotation of a GenBank genome assembly. NCBI's taxonomy places the organism in Eukaryota, Metazoa, Arthropoda, Insecta, Coleoptera, Chrysomelidae.
AUGCCGAAAAGGAUAUAUAAUGCUUGGUCACAGGCUAACAUGAAUGAAGCUUUGGAGAAAUAUCAAAGCAGAAACAUGGGCUUUAAUGAAAUUUAUCCUACAUAUAAUAUUCCUAAACCUACGUUCAGGCGUCAUUUAAAAAAUCUAAAUAAACACAAAACUAUUGGAAGACCGAAAGACCUAACGGCUGCCAUGGGGGAAGAAUUGGUGCAACAUAUUCUGGAACUGGAGUUAUGUUUGUUUGGGCUAACAAUUAAAGAUUUGCGUCGCUUAGCCUACAACUUGCCGAGAAAUAUAAUCUUCAUCAUCGAUUUAAUAAGCAAAAACAAUUGGCGGGUUGGAAAUGGUAUUACUCAUAUAAAUUUAUGA